Messenger RNA from Echinops telfairi (small Madagascar hedgehog), 8274 nucleotides. RefSeq names its product striated muscle enriched protein kinase. NCBI's taxonomy places the organism in Eukaryota, Metazoa, Chordata, Mammalia, Afrosoricida, Tenrecidae. Gene Ontology annotation, molecular function: ATP binding; protein binding; protein kinase activity. The transcript has 38 exons. The record is from RefSeq and is a predicted model, not a curated record. Bases 782 to 8002 code for a protein of 2406 amino acids. Gene Ontology annotation, biological process: protein phosphorylation.
GAGGCGCCGGGAGCAGUUCCCACUGACCCGGGGCAGAGCUAUCCAGGAGUGUCGGAGCCCCGUGCCGCCUGCGGCCGCGGAACCCGCCGAGCCCAGGACGAAAACGCCCUCGGGUCGGAAGCGAGAGCCCCCAGCGCAGGCGGUGCGUUUCCUGCCCUGGGCCACGCCGGGCCAGGAGAGCGCUACAGGGGUACAGACCUUGGAGAAAAACAGGGCGGGGCCGGAGGCGGAGAAGAGGUUGCGCAGAGGGCCUGAGGAGGACGGGCCCUGGGGGGCUUGGGACCGCCGAGGGGCCCGCAGCCAUGGCAAAGGUCGCCGGCCACGGCCCACCUCGCCAGAACUCGAGUCUUCGGACGACUCCUAUGUGUCAGCUGGAGAAGAGCCCCUGGAGGCGCCCCUGUUUGAGAUCCCCCUGCAGAACGUGGCGGUAGCCCCAGGAGAAGAUGCGCUGCUCAAGUGUAUUAUCACAGCCAACCCCCCGCCCCAAGUGUCCUGGCAGAAGGAUGGGUCAGCACUGGGAAGCAAUGGCCGCUUGCUCAUCCGGGCGGAAGGCGAGAGGCACACCCUGCUGCUACGGGAGGCCCGGGAGGCUGACGCCGGGAGCUAUGCGGCCAUCGCCACCAACGAGCUGGGCACAGCCCGCUGUGCGGCUGCCCUGGCUGUGAGACCCGGCGGGUCCACGUCCCCUUUCAGCAGCCCCAUCACCUCUGAUGAGGAGUACCUGAGUCCCCCAGAGGAGUUCCCGGAGGAGCCCGGGGAGAGCUGGCCCCUCCUUGCCACCAUGAAGCCCAGUCCCAGCCAGAACCACCGCUCCUUCGACACUGGUUCCAAGGCACCCCCCACCUUCAAGGUCUCACUCAUGGACCAGUCGGUAAGAGAAGGCCAGGAUGUCACCAUGAGCAUCCGUGUUCAGGGGGAGCCCAAGCCAGUGGUCUCCUGGCUGAGGAACCGCCAGCCCGUACGCCCAGACCAGCGGCGCUUCGCGGAGGAGGCAGAGGGUGGGCUAUGCCGGCUGCGGAUCUUGGCGGCCGAGCGUGGCGAUGCUGGCUUCUACACCUGCAAAGCAGUCAAUGAGUAUGGAGCCCGGCAGUGCGAGGCCCGCCUGGAGGUCCGAGCACACCCCGAAAGCCGGUCCCUGGCUGUGCUGGCCCCCCUGCAGGACGUGGACGUGGGGGCCGGGGAGAUGGCACUGUUUGAGUGCCUUGUGGUGGGCCCUGCCGACGUGGAGGUGGACUGGCUGUGCCGUGGCCGCCUGCUGCAACCCGCCCUGCUCAAAUGUAAGAUGCAUUUCGACGGCCGGAAAUGCAAGCUGCUGCUGACCUCGGUGCACGAAGAUGACAGCGGCGUCUACACCUGCAAACUCAGCACGGCCAAAGACGAGCUGACGUGCAGCGCCCGGCUGACGGUGCAACCCUCGCUGGCGCCCCUGUUCACACGGCUGCUGGAGGACCUGGAGGUGCUGGAGGGCCGCUCGGCCCGCUUUGACUGCAAGAUCAGCGGCACUCCGCCCCCCUCGGUUUCCUGGACUCACUUUGGCCGGCCCGUGGAGGAGAGUGAGAACCUGCGUCUGCGGCAGGACGGGGGCCUGCACUCACUGCACAUCGCCCACGUGGGCAGCGAGGACGAGGGGCUCUAUGCGGUCAGUGCCACCAAUACCCACGGCCAGGCCCACUGCUCGGCCCAGCUCUAUGUGGAGGAGCCUCGGACAGCCACCUCGGGCCCCAGCUCAAAGCUGGAGAAGAUGCCGUCCAUCCCCGAGGAGCCCGAGCAGGGUGAACUGGAGCGGCUGUCCAUACCCGACUUCCUGCGGCCGCUGCAGGAUCUGGAGGUGGGGCUGGCCAAGGAGGCCCUGCUGGAGUGCCAGGUGACCGGCCUGCCAUACCCCACCAUCAGCUGGUUCCACAAUGGGCACCGCAUUCAGAGCAGCGAGGAUCGGCGCAUGAUGCAGUACAGGGACGUGCACCGCUUGGUGUUCCCCGCCGUGGGGCCCCAGCAUGCCGGCGUCUACAAGAGCGUCAUUGCCAACAAACUGGGCAAAGCUGCCUGUUACGCUCACCUUUAUGUCACAGACGUGGUUCCAGGUCCUCCAGACGGGGCCCCACAGGUGGUGGCUGUGACCGGACGCAUGAUCAGGCUCCACUGGAACCCCCCCAGAAGUCUGGACAUGGCCAUCGACCCGGACUCGCUGACAUACACAGUGCAGCACCAGGUGCUGGGAUCCGACCAGUGGACAGCACUGGCCACGGGCCUACGGGAGCCUGGCUGGGCAGCCAUGGGGUUGCGGAAGGGCACCCAGCACAUCUUCCGGGUCCUCAGCACCAGUGGCAAGAGCAGCAGCAAGCCCUCACCCCCCUCUGAGCCCGUGCAGCUACGGGAGCAUGGCCCACCCCUGGAUGAGGCCCCCGUCGUGCUGGACAAGCCGGACAUCGUAUACGUGGUAGAAGGGCAGCCUACCAGUGUCACCGUCACCUUCAACCACGUGGAGGCCCAGGUCGUCUGGAGGAGCCGUCGAGGGGCCCUGCUGGAGGCCCGGGCAGGUGUGUACGAGCCAAGCCAGCCGGAUGACAAUCAGUACUGCCUUCAGAUCUGCCGGGUGAGCCGCCGGGACUUGGGGCCCCUCACCUGCACGGCUCGCAACCGCCAUGGCACACAGGCCUGCUCCGUCACCCUGGAGCUGGCAGAGGCCCCGCGGUUCGAAUCCAUCAUGGAGGACGUGGAGGUGGCGACUGGGGAGACUGCGCGCUUCACCGUGGUGGUCGAGGGGAAGCCCCUGCCAGAUGUCAUGUGGUACAAGGGAGAGGAGCUGCUUCAGGAGAGCAGUCACGUGAGCUUCGUGGACGAGGAAAACGAAUGGUCCCUGGUGGUGGUCAGCGCCUCGGCUCAGGACGGGGGCGUCUACACCUGUACUGCGCAAAACCUGGCGGGCCAGGUCUCCUGCAAGGCCGAACUGACUGUGCAAUCCGCCCCGACAGCUAUGGAAGUCGAGGGGGCUGGGGAGGAGGAGGAACCAAGAGGGAAGAGGCUCAGUGACUUCUAUGACAUCCACCAGGAGAUCGGCAGGGGUGCCUUCUCCUACCUGCGCCGUGUGCUGGAGCGGAGCUCGGGCCUGGAGUUUGCAGCCAAGUUCAUCCCCAGCCGGGCCAAGCCGAAGGCAUCGGCGAGGCGGGAGGCCGGGCUGCUGGCCAGGCUGCAGCACGACUCUAUCAUCUAUUUCCACGAGGCCUUUGAAAGGCGCCGAGGGCUGGUCAUUGUCACCGAGCUCUGCACAGAGGAGUUGCUGGAAAGAAUGGCCAGGAAGCCCACCGUGUUUGAGUCUGAGAUCCGGACUUACAUGCGGCAGGUGCUUGAGGGAAUAGGUUACCUGCACCAGAACCAUGUGCUUCACCUGGAUGUCAAGCCCGAGAACCUGCUGGUCUGGGACGGGGCGGAGGGUGAAGAGCAGGUGCGAAUCUGCGACUUCGGGAACGCCCAGGAGCUGACCCCGGGAGAACCCCAGUACUGCCAAUAUGGCACACCUGAGUUUGUGGCACCUGAGAUUGUCAACCAGACCCCUGUGUCCAGAGUCACUGACAUCUGGCCCGUGGGUGUCAUGGCCUUCCUCUGUCUGACCGGGAUCUCCCCCUUUGUUGGGGAAAAUGAUCGGACAACGUUGAUGAACAUCCGGAACUACAAUGUGGCCUUUGAGGAGAUCACCUUCCUGAGCCUCAGCAGGGAGGCCCGGGGCUUCCUCAUCAAAGUGCUGGUGCAGGACCAGCUGAGGCCAACAGCAGAGGAGACUCUAGAGCAUCCAUGGUUCAAAGCCCAGGCCCAGGGUGCGGAGGUUAGUACAGACCACCUGAAGCUGUUCCUCUCCCGGCGUAGGUGGCAGCGCUCCCAGAUCAGCUACAAGUGCCACCUGGUACUGCGCUCCAUCCCCGAGCUGCUGCGGGCACCCCCGGAGAGGGUGUGGGUGGCUGUGCCCAGACGCUCGCCCCCCAGUGGGGGGCUCUCCUCCUCUUCAGACUCAGAGGAGGAAGAGCUGGAGGAACUGCCCUCGGUGCCCCGACCGUUACAGCCUGAGUUCUCUGGCUCCCGGGUGUCCCUCACCGACAUUCCCACUGAGGAUGAAGCCCUGGUGACCCCAGAGGCAGGGGCUGGGGCCCCCAUGGACUGGCAGGAGCAUGGAAAGGUCCCCUCUGAGGACCAGGAGACCUCCAGCCCCCAGGCCCUCCCCUCCCCAGGCCAGGAGUCCCCUGCUGGGCCCAUCCCCCGGCGGGGCGAGCUCCGUAGGGGCAGCUCAGCUGAGAGUGCCCUGCCCCAGGCCUGGCCGCGGGAACCGGGCCGGGGCCUGCACAAGGCGGCGUCUGUGGAGCUGCCGCAGCGCCGGAGCCCCAGCCCGGGGGCCACGCGCCUGGCCCGGGGCGGCCUGGGAGAGGGCGAGUAUGCCCAGAGGCUGCAGGCCCUGCGCCAGCGGCUACUUCGGGGAGGCCCCGAGGACGGCAAGGUCAGCGGCCUCAGGGGCCCCCUGUUAGAGAGCUUGGGAGGCCGAGCCCGGGACCCCAGGUUGGCGCGGGCGGCUUCCAGCGAGGCGGCACCCCAGCACCAGCCUCCGCCUGAGGCCCGGGGCCUACAGAAGAGCAGCAGCUUCUCGCAGGGGGAGUCGGAGCCCCGGGGCCGGCAUCGCCGCGCAGGGGCGCCCCUGGAGAUCCCUGUGGCCCGUCUCGGGGCUCGGAAACUGCAGGAGUCGCCCUCCUUGUCGGCCCUCAGCGAGGCCCAGCCACCCAGUCCAGCGGGGUCUGGGGCCUCCAAGCCCAGUGUCCCCAAACCUGCAGAACCCCCUGCUACCAAGCCCGGAGAUGUCCAGACGUCCUCGGCACCCCAGCCCGUCCAAGACAAGGUCCCAGGGCCAGACCCGGAGCCAGUCCGGGUGGCCCAGCCUGCGCAGCCCCUUGCGGCUCCCAAGAGCCCUGCGCCGCCGCCCACGCCUUAUGCCCACAUCAUGCAGUCGCUCCAGGUGCCCGGCCACGCCCCAGCGCCCCCCCAGGAGGCCCAACCCCACGCGGCCGUGUUUGCCAGGGUGGCCUCCCCACCCCCCGGGAUCCCCGAGAAGCGGGUGCCAACAGUCAGGGUGACCCCAGGGGUAGCCGAGAAAGUCCGGGUGCCCACGGUGCCCCCAAGACCGGGCAGCAGCCUGAGCACCAGCGUCCAGAACCUGGAGUCAGAGGCCGUGUUCGAGGCCAAGUUCAAGCGGAGCCGCGAGUCGCCCCUGUCGCGAGGGUUGAAGCUGCUGAGUCGCUCGCGCUCCGAGGAGCGCGGUCCCUUCCGCGGGGCCGAGGAAGACGACGGCAUAUACCGGCCCAGCCCGGCUGGGACCCCGCUUGAGCUGGUGCGACGGCCAGAGCGCUCGCGCUCGGUGCAGGACCUCAGGGCUGCCGGGGAGCCCGGCCUGGUCCGCCGCCUCUCGCUGUCGCUGUCCCAGCGGCUGCGGCGGACCCCGCCCGCGCAGCGCCACCCGGCCUGGGAGAGCCGCGGCGGCGACGGGGAGAGCUCGGAGGGCGGCAGCUCGGCGCGGGGCUCCCCGGUGCUGGCGGUGCGCCGGCGGCUCAGCUCCACGCUGGAGCGGCUGUCGAGCAGGCUGCAGCGCAGCGGUAGCAGCGAGGACACGGGCGGCGGAUCGGGCCGCAGCACGCCGCUCUUCGGCCGGCUGCGCAGGGCCACGUCGGAGGGCGAGAGUCUGCGGCGCCUGGGCAUCCCGCACAACCAGCUGGCUGCGCAGACCGGCGCCACCACGCCAUCAGCGGAGUCCCUGGGCUCCGAGGCCAGCGCCGCCUCAGGCUCCUCCGCUUCAGGGGAAGGCCGGAGCCGGCUCCGCUGGGGCCUGCCUCGGCUGCGGAAAGACAAGGGGCAGUCCCAGCCCAACCUCUCUGCCAGCGUCCAGGAGGACUUGGGUCAGCAGUACGUGCGCAGUGACUCAGACUUCCCUCCCGUCUUCCACAUCAAACUCAAGGACCAGGUGCUGCUGGAGGGAGAGGCGGCUACUCUGCUCUGCCUGCCUGCUGCCUGCCCCACUCCCCGCAUCUCCUGGAUGAAAGACAAACAGUCCCUGCGGGCGGAGCCCUCAGUGACCAUUGUGUCCUGCAAAGAUGGACGGCAGCUGCUGAGCAUCCCCCGGGCAGGCAGGAAGCACGCGGGCCUCUACGAGUGCUCGGCAACCAACGUGCUGGGCGGCACUACAAGCUCCUGUACCGUGGCAGUGGCCCGUGUCCCAGGGAAGCUCCCGCCCCCCGAAGUCCCCCAGACCUACCAGGACACGGCACUGGUGCUGUGGAAGCCCGGAGACAGCAGAGCGCCCUGCACUUAUACACUGGAGCGGCGUGUUGAUGGGGAGUCGGCCUGGCACCUCGUAGGCUCAGGCAUCCCCGACUGUUACUACAAUGUGACGCACCUGCCCAUCGGCGUGCCCGUGAGGUUCCGGGUGGCCUGUGCCAACCGAGCUGGACAGGGCCCCUUCAGCAACCCCUCUGAGAAGGUCCUUGUCAGAGGCACUCAAGAUUCCUCCGCUGUGCUCCCAGAAGCCCCUGUUACCUCAGGGCCAGCCAGGGCCCCGCCUCCUCCUGACUCUCCUACCUCACUGGCCUCGCCCCCUCCCCGGAUCCCAGCUUCCCCAGCCCCCCUCAGCCCCUCACCUCCCCCAGCAUCCCCCAGCCCAUCCUUGUCCACGCUCAAGGCUAGGGGCCCACUGCCCCAAACGCCCCCACGAAAGCACAGGGGCUUGCUGGCUUCUCGAACGGCAGAGCCCACCGCCCCCAAUGGCCAGGUCAUGCCUGGUGAGCCCAAGUCUUCCAUCCCUGACAUGGGGACCCCAGCCCCAGCCUCCACCCCUCGAGGAACUAAGCCAGUGUCUUCCACGACUCCUCAGUACAUGGUGACGUCCUUUGUGUCCGCACCCCCAGCCCCUGAGCCCCCCGCUCCUGAGCCCCCUCCUCAGCCCACCAAGGUGACUGUGAAGAGCAUCAGCCCGUCCAAGGACACUGUCAGCUCCCCUGGAAGUGGCACCCCAAUAUCUCCAGGGCUAGAGAACACCACACUUCGACAGGGCCCCCCUCAGAAACCCUACACCUUUCUGGAGGAGAAAGCCAGGGGCCGCUUUGGUGUGGUGCGAACGUGCCGGGAGAACACCACAGGCCGGACCUUCGUGGCCAAAAUCGUGCCGUAUGCGGCCGAGGGCAAGCAGCGGGCGCUGCAGGAGUACGAGGUGCUGCGGACGCUGCACCAUGAGCGGCUCAUGUCCCUGCACGAGGCCUACAUCACCCCGCGCUAUCUCGUCCUCAUCGCCGAGAGCUGCGGCAACCGGGAGCUGCUCUGUGGGCUCAGCGACAGGUUCCGGUACUCAGAGGACGAUGUGGCUACCUACCUGGUGCAGCUCCUUCAAGGCCUGGACUACCUCCACGGCCACCACGUGCUGCACCUGGACAUCAAGCCGGACAACCUGCUGCUAGCCGCCGACAAUGCCCUCAAGAUCGUGGACUUUGGCAGUGCCCAGCCCUACAACCCCCAGGCCCUGCGGCCCCUGGGCCACCGCACGGGCACGCUGGAGUUCAUGGCUCCUGAGAUGGUGAAGGGAGAACCCAUCGGCUCUGCCACAGACAUCUGGGGCGCGGGCGUGCUCACCUACAUCAUGCUCAGCGGACGCUCCCCCUUCUAUGAGCCAGACCCCCAAGAAACAGAGGCUCGGAUCGUGGGGGGCCGUUUUGAUGCCUUCCAGUUAUACCCCAACACAUCCCAGAGCGCCACUCUCUUCCUGCGAAAGGUCCUCUCAGUACAUCCCUGGAGCCGGCCCUCCCUGCAGGACUGCCUAGCACACCCCUGGCUGCAGGACGCCUACCUGAUGAAGCUGCGCCGCCAGACGCUCACCUUCACCACCAACCGGCUCAAGGAGUUCCUGGGUGAGCAGCGGCGCCGUCGGGCUGAGGCCGCCACCCGCCACAAGGUGCUGCUUCGCUCCUACCCAGGCUGCCCCUAGUGGCGAGGACCACAGCCGGCCUAGGGCUUCACCUCGGUUCCCGUGCCACUGAUGGAGGACGCCGGACAUUCCAGGGCCCACGCUGAGCCGGGUGGGCCUGAGGCUUUGACACCACCAGCACCAACACCUGGCCAGGCGAUUACCUCAUGGACCUGGGGACAGAGGCCUGGGCUUGGGCCUGCCACCACCCUGACAGAGCGGGAGAGCCCUUGGCCACGCUGGGGGGUGGGGUGGGGGGUCAGGAAGAAGGGCAAGAAGGGGAUCAGGAAGUG